GAUAAAGGCAAGGCGGUGAUGGGACGGGAUCCAAAUGACCAGAUCUCGUUAUUGGGGAUGAACCUCGAUGGCGCUCCUGCUCCCCUUCCGUUGGCCAGGAUAUCUAGGACUGCGCCGGUGGCCUCCUCCAACACCGGGUCUAGAGCCAGAGGACCGACGUCGGUGGUGACCUUCAACCGCGAGGAUCAAUACCCAAAUGAGCAGCCAUGGAGGCGACCAGUACGAGAAGGAGAUUUCGCCGGUGCCAUUGACCCCAAUAGAGGGGACGGAGCUGG
Messenger RNA from Cryphonectria parasitica EP155, 275 nucleotides. RefSeq lists its product as uncharacterized. The record is from RefSeq and is a predicted model, not a curated record. The transcript has a single exon. The annotation marks the transcript as partial. Lineage: Eukaryota; Fungi; Ascomycota; Sordariomycetes; Diaporthales; Cryphonectriaceae.